Molecule: messenger RNA, 1987 nt
Organism: Neltuma alba
Lineage: Eukaryota; Viridiplantae; Streptophyta; Magnoliopsida; Fabales; Fabaceae
Exons: 3
Coding region: 20-1987 (655 amino acids)
Source: RefSeq, a predicted model, not a curated record
UCCAGUUUAUUUCUUGAGAAUGAUUCAGGUCUCAAUUGAGGCUAGCUUUACAUUCAUUACAAGGCACCCAUUAAUUUCUGGUGUUCUGUUCAUAUUGUGCAUCCUAUAUUUUUUCCUCUCUUAUAUUUAUCACUUUCUAGUCUAUCUGUCCCCAUUUCUGGUCUGCGCUGCCAUUUUUGUAAGAAUCUUUUGGAGUUCUGAGGAAGGCCAGCUCAGUUAUAACAAAAAGGAUAAGAAGAAAGAAGAAACGACAAAAAGGGAAAAGCAUCUUUAUAAAUUGCCUAGUUAUGGGAAGCGCGACAUGCUUCUCGAAAGAAGAUAUUCACCUAGAAAUGCUACGAGCAGAAGGCGAAAUUUCACAGAUAAGAAAUGGGACGUGCAAGAUGCCGCUGUGGAAGCAGAAGGCAAGGAAUCAUCAACUGUAGAAAGUUGUCAUUGUGAGAAGAAAGAUGCUAAAUCUAGUGAGAAUGAAGUGGAUUCCUCCAAUUUAGCAGAAAAAUUGCAGAACACUGAUGCACAAAUUUCGCCCUUACAAUCUGAAGCUUCGAUUAGUGAGCUGGUUAAAGCUUCUGAUUCUGAUCAACAAAAUAACAAAUCAGAUGGUUGUAGCAAUGGACUUGCGUUCGAGAAACGAAAAAAUUCUUCCGAUUAUGAGGGAAAAUCCCAGGAUACUGAUGCACAAGUCGGGCCUUCAGAAUCGGAGCCUUCGCUUAGAGACCAAGUUAAAACUUCUGAUUCAGAUCAACAAAAUAACAAACGGGAUAGUUGCAGCGGUAAGCCUGCCUUCGAGAACGAGGACACGGCGGAGGCAAAAGAAGAGAAGGAAGAGGAAGAGGAAGAUGAGGGAGAAGGAGAAGAAUCACAGGAUGAAGAAGAAUCGCAAGAGGAAACGAACAAAGCAGUAGAAUGGUCGAAAGACGAUCAAAAAAACCUGAUGGAUCUAGGGAUUUCAGAGAUGGAGAGGAACCGAAGGCUGGAGAGUCUGAUAGCGAGAAGAAGAGCAAGACAACAAAUGAAGCUGCAGAUGGAGCAAGGUCUGGCUGAUUUAAAAACUUCUCCGAGCCGAAUGGCUCCUCUAAACAUCGCAAGAACGGACCCGUUAAAAUCUCCGAGGAAUUACGGAGGAAUAGAAGGAUUAGAGAUACCUGGUUCGGCUCCGUCGGCUCUGCGACCAUCGCGAAACCCUUUCGAUAUACCGUACGAUGCUUCCGAAGAGAAACCAAAUCUCACAGGAGAUAGCUUCCACCAAGAGUUCACAUCGAAGGACAUGACGUUUUGCAGACAUGAGAGCUUCAGUUAUGGCGCUUCAUUACAGUUUGAUGAAGAGUCAUGCCCUUUCUUCAUCAAUGGGAGGAGGAUUUCAGACAGGCUCAGAAGGCUUCCUGACAAGGGAAACCAUGACCUGAUAAUAGAAAAAUUGUUCUCCAAGAGCAUUGAGACUGGCAAUGAUAUAAGUACUGGAGUUAAAGCUCCCAAACCACUCUUGGUCAAAUUCGAAACAACAGACCAAGAGAACACCAAAAGCAAAACUAGCAACAUCUUUGGCCUGAAAUGGAAGAAAUUGCUAGAGAAUGCUAAAGUACAAAAAUCCUUCUCGGAUCACACAAGUGAGUCAAGCUUGAUGGGAAAUACCAAUCAUGAGUUUGUUGAAACCGAUCAGAAGAUCCCAAACAAUGACAAAUUUGGAGUUUCAGAGAAGCCAGAAGAAUCAAAAACUCAUCAUAAGCCUCUUAAUAAAAAGUUCCUCAACUUCCCAAUAGCUACUGGUACUGCUAUGUUUGAGGCCCCACUUGAUUCCCUUUCUUCUCCAACCAGUAAGGACGAGGAAGACAUGCCUUUCCCGGAUAGAUGCAUUUUUCAUGAGCCAAAUUGUUCAAUUGCUUCUGACUUACAAGUAGAGUUCUCAGAAAUUGGCUCACCAACAACACUCACAAUAGAUGGAGAAUCUGUGGUGUUUGAUGGGGAAAUUGAUAAAGAGACAAAAUGA